CUGCUUAUGGUUGCUGAGUGAUUGGUUAAACCGCAGACGGAGAAUAUGCGAAGCAUUAUUACGACAUUAUAAUAACACAACAGUGUUGACUUAGUUGGGCACUCCGCCCCCUGCUCUCCCCUCCGGCGAGGCGGGACCCACGAACACAUGAACCUCUGUCACUCUCACUGUCCUGACUUCGAACCUAUUCCCAUUAGUUCCCCCAUAUAUUUCUCAAGAGUAAAGCCGCCAUUUUUAUCAGCUCCUCUCAAGAAAUCGGACGACUUUGUAACGAAGAAAAUCUCAUGGGGUCGAUUGCAAAGAAGGGGUUGCAGCAGUACUUGCUUCAGCUUCAGCAUCAUCCGCUCAGAACCAAGGCAAUUACAGCGGGCGUUUUGUCGGCCUUCAGUGACAUAGUGUCUCAGAAGCUCACUGGCAUUCAGAAACUUCAGAUAAGACGGCUUCUUCUCAAAGUGCUUCUUGGAGCUGUUUAUCUUGGACCAUUUGGGCAUUUCCUGCAUACAAUACUAGAUAAGAUUUUCAAGGGGAAGAAGGAUUCAAAAACAGUAGCAAAGAAGGUAUUGGUGGAGCAGCUGACGGCUUCUCCAUGGAAUAACUUGGUUUUCAUGCUUUACUAUGGCUUGGUUGUGGAGGGAAGACCUUGGGUGCAAGUGAAAAGUAAAAUUAAGUCGGACUACCCAAAAGUGCAAUACACAUCGUGGACGUUCUGGCCUGUUCUGGGGUGGAUAAAUCACCAGUAUGUGCCACUUCACCUCCGCGUCAUCUUCCACAGCUUGGUCGCUUUUGGCUGGGGAAUUUUCCUAAAUUUACAGGCAAGAUCUGUGGCACUACCAAAGGCCAAGUGAAACCGACGAAAUUCUUGGAUUGGCCUCAGAUGAUAGUUGUCCCUAUGAGUUUUUCUAGUUAGCUCUUGAACAAUUAUGAACUCUAUAUGCUAGAUAUAAGUCAUGGAUCCCCGUUUUCAUGUAUGCUGGAUUAUUUUAGAAAAUAUUCUAAAUGAAUAAAGUGAGUGAUCUGUUUCGAUUA
This is a messenger RNA of Malus domestica (apple), 1026 nucleotides long. Its product is annotated as peroxisomal membrane protein PMP22-like. Lineage: Eukaryota; Viridiplantae; Streptophyta; Magnoliopsida; Rosales; Rosaceae. The record is from RefSeq and is a predicted model, not a curated record. Gene Ontology annotation, cellular component: cytoplasm; membrane.